This is a messenger RNA of Rhinocladiella mackenziei CBS 650.93, 1308 nucleotides long. RefSeq lists its product as uncharacterized. Lineage: Eukaryota; Fungi; Ascomycota; Eurotiomycetes; Chaetothyriales; Herpotrichiellaceae. The transcript has a single exon. The coding region runs from base 1 to 1308 and encodes 435 amino acids. The record is from RefSeq and is a predicted model, not a curated record. Gene Ontology annotation, molecular function: metal ion binding.
AUGCCAGAACGGUCCUCAAAUGCUUCUUUGCUCGCUCCUACUGAAUCCCAAACCUUUGAUCGCUCCUCUUCGAAGCUUCAUCCUCAUCCCUGGUCGACUACGACACGUCAGAGUAGCAGUCCUGUCAUUCGAAGCCCCUUCCGGCAAUCAUUCCCGGCAUACUCGGCCUCAACUUCGGCUCCAAACUCACCUCCGAUGCCAGAGACGCCCUCCCGCCGCCCUCGCAUCAGCGAGCAAGAAGGUCACAAGCGAGGCGAAUCGCACUCUUCACCUGUCCCAGUCAUCGUUCGUGCUCCUCAGGACCCAGAUUCUGAAGGUUCUGGUCGGCAGCCUCAAGCCCACGCUCGACCUCACUCUCGUGGCACUUCACCAUUUCCUCGCCUCAGUGAUGGGUCCGAUGCCAACAAUGGUCCAAACCGGAAUCAGAAUCGUCGCUCAGUCAAACACCUGACAUGCUUCUGGUGGUGGGAGAAAGGCGAGUGUCGUUACUCUGAUGAAGAAUGUCUGUACUCUCACUACGACACUGGCCGUUAUACGAAUCCCCCCAGACAAGUCAUCCCCGGAGAACCGGCCAAAGCAGGAAAAUCGCUCGAGCGCGCUCUGAACAAAUUGGCUAUGGCGACCCGGUCGACUGUGUCGCUGCCGUCUCUUCCGAACGCCACUGUCAAUGCUAACGUCCGUGUCACUACGGCCCCGUCCGUGCCAGAGACACCAAUUGUCGACCGCAGCCGUUCCAGCACCCCUUCACCUCUGGAAAUCGGACAGGUCACUCAACUCAAAGCAGAUAACGGCUUCCUGCGCACCUUGGUUCAGCAGACACAGCGUGAGAAGCGCGCACUUAUAGACUCCAUCGAGACUCUUCAGGGCGAAAAGACCCGUCUCCAGACCCAGAUUGACACCAUGACCACUGAGCGCAGCAAUCUGCUUGUCGAGCGUGAAGUCCUCCAAGCCAUUGUGAAGGAGAUGCGAUUUUCUACUUCAGACUCCCUGAUGCUCCAGCGUCAAAGCCCUUGGGGUGCUAUUGGAAGCCGACGAACUAGUCCAGUCGACAGCAUACCACAAAGAAAUUCCAACGGAGGCCCCACUAACACUGCCGGCUCCAGUGGCCGUCUCGCCGCGACCAGCAACGGUGGCAACAUGUCCGUGGGCCCGGUCUCAGCAUUGAAUCCCAUCGCAACUCCGUACACAAAAUAUGCAGAUGUCCAGCUCCACCUUGCACAACAGAAAAUCAACAUCCACUCCAUUGGCGACGCCCAUGAAGGAGAGAAGCUCAAGAAUGUGCUGAGGAAUUUGGGCUCAAGUUUCUGA